CAGGCUGUCCAGCGAAACAUGUUGGACAGACAACACGUUAUUUACAUUUAUAUGAGCGUCUGCGUCUUUGUCGCUUGACAGUCUGACAUUUGAGAGAUGUCGUUCUUCUUCGGUUGAAUUCCUGAGCUCUUCGUUAUAUUUGUGCCAUGGUAUCCACGUUUAAAUAGGUAGAGAAUCAGAGGCAUGCUAACUAGUUGAAGCUAGCUGGAUCUUUACGAUUGAUUUCCUUUCGCGAGACAAUGUUGACUGAAUUGUUGCAAGGCACUGAAGCUGGAGGGUUUCUCAUAAUUCAAGAUUCUGCUAGUUAUUCUGGUAGACAUCUCCUGAAGAGCUUCAUCAAUGCUGCAUUAAACAGGGAAGAAGCUGUCCAUGUCCUUGGCUUUGAGGUCAGUGAAGAAGAGCUGACAGAGGGACUGAUAGGAUCACCUGUUCAGAGGUUACACUUUCACAAUGCCUAUUCAGACCCCCUUGGCUGGACUGAUCAACCAGGUUUCACAGUUCACCAGUUCUGUUUGGAGGAACUGACACGCCUGGUCAAGCAAACAUCACACCCCAAACCAGCUACCUUAGUGAUUGACUCUCUUUCAUGGAUAUUGAGACACGUCGGUGCCCCUGCUGUCUGCAAGACUCUUCAGCAACUUCGAAAAGGGGGGGCUGUCAGAGCUAUUAUGGGUCUGCUCCAUGUGGAUAUGCAUCAGAGGGGUACUGUGGGAAAUGUAUGCCACUUGGCCACUUCGGUCAUCACUGUAGCACCUGGGACGAAGGGAGACGAAGCUGUGGCAAAGAUAACAAAGCGCUCAAAAUCGGGGAAAGUUGUGCAAGACGAGGAGUUUUUCAGCAUCAAAACUGAUCUCACAGUCGUAAUACAGAGCAUGUCCAGCCAACUUGGACACAAGCAGGCGGACCCUGAGGAAUCAGAGACGGACCCAACCGCUAACUUAACCUUCAACCUACGACUAUCGAAUACAGAGCGUGAGGCCAAACAGAAACUUGCACUGCCCUUUGUCUUCAGCAAAGAGAAGAAAACAGCUCUGCUCCACUCAAGCCCAGGUUCAGGACGAAUUCUGUAUGAACCGGAUGCUAACGAUGACUACGACCAGGAGGAUCCUGAUGAUGAUCUUGAUGUGUAGGCUUCGGCACGAAACCCACUGAAGGCACAGAGGCUCCUCGUUUCAUGUCCUCCUUGCUUUUCGUGCCACUGAGUCGUUUUCAGUCGUGAAGAUUGAAAUAUUGCGGCCAUCUCAUGGAGUUUUGAAGAAAGAAUAUAAUGUAAAAUAUUUCUGUAAGAAAUCUGUAUGCUGUUUAUAAAAUGGUUUUAUCCAAA
Messenger RNA from Pseudoliparis swirei, 1324 nucleotides. It is a transcript of the gene elp5, whose product is annotated as elongator acetyltransferase complex subunit 5. Gene Ontology annotation, cellular component: elongator holoenzyme complex; nucleus; cytosol. Bases 240 to 1130 code for a protein of 296 amino acids. Gene Ontology annotation, biological process: tRNA wobble uridine modification. The record is from RefSeq and is a predicted model, not a curated record. The transcript has 8 exons. Lineage: Eukaryota; Metazoa; Chordata; Actinopteri; Perciformes; Liparidae. Gene Ontology annotation, molecular function: tRNA binding.